Messenger RNA from Olea europaea var. sylvestris, 1660 nucleotides. RefSeq lists its product as uncharacterized. NCBI's taxonomy places the organism in Eukaryota, Viridiplantae, Streptophyta, Magnoliopsida, Lamiales, Oleaceae. Gene Ontology annotation, cellular component: membrane. Gene Ontology annotation, biological process: CAAX-box protein processing. Gene Ontology annotation, molecular function: metalloendopeptidase activity. Bases 131 to 1234 code for a protein of 367 amino acids. The transcript is spliced from 4 exons. The record is from RefSeq and is a predicted model, not a curated record.
AGUCAAAAAACGUCUGCUUGAACCAAAAUAAAAUAAAAUAAAAUAAAAAUCCAUAUAUUUUACAAAUUAGGGUUUUGUGCAGAUGUGCUGUAGAACUGGAAGGGAGAAGGAGAAAUAAUGCAUAAAAUUCAUGUAUUCAAUCAACCCUUCCUCUCUUAACUUGAGGGAUUUUUUUUACCAGCCUAAGAUGAAGAAGAUGAUGCUAAGCUCAAAUAGCAUUACGUCUAUUCCCCUUUCAACUUCAAGCCCUAGAUUUCGGGCUUCGAAAUUCACCCCUGUAUCAGUUUUUCCUGUCACUCGUACGAUUCGGGUCCCCGAAACUCAUCGCAGGUUCUCAGCUAAGAGGAGGAAAAUCUUGUGCUUUAGGCAUGAAGAAUUUUCAUCAGGCACCCCAGAUCCUGAGUCUGUUGAGGAGGUUCUUCAUGAGGAGUUGAAGGUGGAAGUUGAUAAACCUAAUGUUGACAAAAGAAAUUGGGUUUCAAAUCUCGGAGAGAUUGUAGGUGCAAUGUUUAGAGUGAUUGGGAAACCAUGGGCUGUGCCAUGGACUGCAGAGACCAUCCUACAGGUUACACUCCUUUGGACCGUAUCAUUCUGGUUUGUGGGAUCUUGGAUGAUUCCAUUUGGAGCUCACAUCAUUGGCUUCAGCAAGGUAUCACUAACUUACAGAGGGCAGGCACUGUUUAGCCUUCUGACAGAUGUAACUGAAGGGCUUGCUGGAAUUUUAAUUCUUCAUCGGUGUUUGUCUCGGUUCCGUCCCCUGCCAUCUAAUUGGUUUAGAUUUAGCCUUAAAGGAAACUGGCUUUUCGACGUUGUUCUUGGAUGCUUGAUGUUUCCAUUGGUCAAUUGUCUUUCUCAAUUCAACCUAAAUCUUCUUCCAGUUUUGCCUUCGACUCCUGUCACACUCUCUAGUGUAGAGCAAUCAAUAGUGGCUCGAGAUCCGAUUGCAAUGGCACUUUAUGCACUGGUACUUGUUGUUUGUGCUCCUUUGUGGGAGGAAAUUGUCUUCCGAGGCUUCCUUCUUCCAUCUUUGACUAAAUACAUGCCCGUGUGGGGCUCUAUAUUGAUGAGUUCAAUCGGCUUUGCUUUGGCACACUUUAAUGUACAGAGGAUGUUACCACUUAUUUUUCUUGGGGUUGUGAUGGGUGUAACUUAUGCAAGAUCAAGGAAUCUACUGCCAUCCAUUCUCUUGCAUAGCCUGUGGAAUGGCUUUGUAUUCUUAGAUUUGAUGAAAUAAAAUCUCAAUUCUUAUUUCUCAUACAAAUCGUAACCAUGUUGCCCCCAUUUAUGAAACUCUAAUCUCUGAAUAGCCUAAUCCAGAAGAGUUGUUCAACAAUAUCCUCAGAGACAUGGUUCUUCUACUAUGGUUGUGAAGUCAUUUGGUCCGAGUACUUUGGUUGAAUGCUUCAAACUGAAGUAACUCAGCCCCGUAAAAGCCAAAAACAAUCCUCAACGGUGACCCCUUGGUUCGGCCGAAGGGAUGAUAAACAAGAUAAAUUUUUAAACGGACUGCAUUGUGGCUGGAGGGGAAAUUCAUACCAAAAGUUGUGCUAUUUUGUAUGUUAUAAUGGAAAAAACAAUAAUCAUUUUUUGUUUUUGUUUUUUAAUGCUAGUUUGUAAAUUGGUUAAAGUCUUAAAUGAUUUGUACUUUGACUUGUUUUCA